AUGCCAGAUGCUUUGAAAGUUUCCCAACUUGCACCUGUCCUAAAGAAAAUAUCGAUGGAUCCUGAAGAUAUGAGUAGUUUUCGUCCAAUCUCAAAUUUACAGUUUAUCUCGAAGACGAUCGAACGAGUCGCAUCUCCCCAACUUAUCGAUUAUCUAAUGGAAAAUAAAAUAUAUCCAAAUCUCCAAUCUGCGUUCAGAAAGGGAUAUAGCACUGAAACAGCUCUUUUACGUGUUCAAAACGAUCUCUUAGAGGCACUUGAUUCUGGCCAUCAAGCUCUUCUAGUAAUGCUCGAUUUUUCUGCAGCUUUCGAUACAAUUGACCAUCAAAUUCUACUUGGCCGUCUGAAAUCUCGCUUUGGAAUUUGUGGUACAGCUCUAUCCUGGUUUCGGUCAUAUCUCACAUCUCGAACUCAGUAUGUAAAAGUAAACGGUAAAACUUCGGCAUCAACUCCGCUAUUACAAGGUGUGCCUCAGGGAUCGGUUCUCGGACCAUUGCUUUUUUCUCUUUACGUUUCUCCACUAGAAGAUAUUUUUACUGCCCAUGACAUUGAUGCUAUGAUCUAUGCUGAUGAUACUCAACUUUACAUUAUCCUAAAGAAACACGAUUCUGACACUGCCAUUCAGCGUCUUGAACAUUGUCUUCAUGAUAUUCAGGCUUGGUGCCUUCAAAACAAACUGGUUUUAAACGAUGGAAAAACUGAAGCUAUCUAUAUACAUUCUGCAUAUGCUAAAUCAUAUCCAGCUCCUCCCAGCGUCUAUAUUGGUGAUAGCUUAAUCAAGAUCAAAACUGAGGUCCGUGACCUUGGCGCCAUUGUGGACGAAAAUCUCUCUCUGAAGAGUCAUGUAAAUUCAAUCUGUAAAACAGCUUACAUUGCUUUGAGGAACAUUGGCAGUAUACGGAAGUAUCUUGACCAAUCGACUGCGGAGCGGUUGGUUCAUGCUUUUGUCACAUCUCGUCUUGAUUAUUGCAACAGUCUCCUCUAUGAGCUUCCACAACGUGAGAUUGAGAAACUACAACAUGUACAAAACACAGCCGCUAGAAUUGUGUCAAGGUCAAAUAAAAGAGAGCAUAUUACUCCCAUUUGGAAAGAACUUCAUUGGCUUCCUAUACAAAGCCGUAUCCAAUUUAAACUUGGGUUAAUAGUAUUUAAAGCUUUAAAUAAUUUGGCGCCAUCCUAUCUUCAAAACCUUCUGAAAAUACAUCAGCCUUCGCGGUGUUUAAGAUCUGCUUCUAAAAAUUUGCUUCAAGAACCAAGGACAAUCACGAAAACAUAUGGCGAUAGAACAUUUAGGAAGGCUGGAUCGGCGUUUUGGAAUAGCCUGCCUGAUGAAUUGAGACUAGAGACAUCUGUUGAUAUUUUUAAAAAUAAACUUAAGACUCUUCUUUUUAACCAAGCUUACAGUUAG
Paramuricea clavata is the source of this 1407-nucleotide messenger RNA. The record is from the annotation of a GenBank genome assembly. NCBI's taxonomy places the organism in Eukaryota, Metazoa, Cnidaria, Anthozoa, Malacalcyonacea, Plexauridae.